ACUGAUAGUGCUGCGAGUACGUUCCAAAAUACCCUGCAGUAAGCUUUCGAUGAGCUUGUGAAAGCAUAUGACGUCAUAGAUUUUGUCGUCACUUCCUGCUUUCGUUACUGCGGCUGGCGAGGUAAGGCAUUCGCAGUAGAAAGAUGGCGGCGCCCGUAGAAGAUAUGGAAGAGGUUGUUUUGGUAGACGCGGAAACUAACGAAAAUUUUAAAAUGUUAUUAAGCAAAGAGGAUGUAAUCAGAGUACGAAGCGAUUUAACUUUUGCUACGCAGUUGUUGCAAAGUGCAAAGGACUCCGCCCAACAAGUAGAUUGUACUUCGCCCCAACCAACUACCAGUAACAGUAAUAAAAAACCUGACAACCUCGAUACAACUGUACAAUGUGCAGAAGGUGCACAUGCAUGGACCAAACAGGAAACAUUAUUAUUAUUAGAAUUAUAUCGCGAACAUCAAACUGAUUUCAUUAGUGGAAAAGGUACCGUCAAAAAACAUUGGAACAAUAUUGCAAAACUUAUGCAAGAGAAAGGACAUGAUGUAAAUGGUUUUAAAUGUUCAACAAAAUUUCAAUCUUUGAAACGUACAUACAAAUGCAUUACGGAUCAUAACAAGAAAAGUGGCAAUAAUAGGAAGGAUUGGGAAUAUUUACAGAUAAUGCAAGAGAUAUUUGGUGAUAAACCCUGGGUAAAACCUUUGGCAGUAGCAGGAUCUCACUUAGAUGAAACAGAAAGUGAAAGCGAUGCAAAAGAUGAAAAAGAAAAUCUUCCAGAAAAAGUCACCAAGAAGGGAAAAAUCACUGCAUUAAUAAAUGAUUACAUAUCAUUUAGCAAAGAAGAACGCGCUAACCGAAGAGAAAUUCGUACAAAACAGCAUGAAGAGAAACUGCUCGCCCUUAAAAGGUUGGAAAAUUUGUUAGAGAAACUGGUAGAAAAAGAAAAUAAGUAAGGAAAUUAGAGGUUAUAAGAUAUAAAUAAUAUAUAUUUUGA
Messenger RNA from Temnothorax curvispinosus, 982 nucleotides. RefSeq lists its product as uncharacterized. The transcript has 6 exons. Lineage: Eukaryota; Metazoa; Arthropoda; Insecta; Hymenoptera; Formicidae. The record is from RefSeq and is a predicted model, not a curated record. Bases 144 to 941 code for a protein of 265 amino acids.